UUAUAUUCCUUUACAUUAGGUGAGGAGAGAAUGACAACAGGGGCAGUUUCACACAUGAGGAAAUUUACUAAGCAGAAUUUCUUUUUUUUACUUGGUGGAAUGAUAAUUUAUGUAGUUGAUAUUGUAGUGGACUUCUGGCUAGCUAGCAGAUACUUCUGUCAAGGACAAUACUCUUGGAGUAUAUUGAUAUUGUGUUUUAGAGGUCUUUCAUCAAUAAUAACUCAGAUAUUCAGUUAUGAGUGGUUUAAAAACGACUGGGAAGGUACUGAUACUGGGAAGCUGAAAUUGGUUUUUCUAGUUCAUCUCUUCCAUUGUGGAAUUUUUAUAAGGUAUUGGUUUGCUUUGAAAUAUGGCUGUCAAGUUGCUUUUAAACAAACAAGUAGCAGAGGUGCAUCAGAAGCAGACCCUUCCAACUUCAUUCAAAAACAAGCUAUUGAUGCAGUGACUGAUAUUAACAUGCUCAGGGUGUUCAAAACUUUUCUUGAGACCACACCACAACUUUUUCUUCAGAUUUACAUCCUCAUGAGACAUGGCAAAACUAAUUUCUAUCAAUAUGCUGCCAUUAUUAUGUCUUUUUGUGGUAUCUCCUUAUCAAUGGUUGAUUAUCAGAUAUCACUACGAAAAUCUCUGCCUGACAAAGAUGAAUUUCACAUGCUUUCCAAGUUCACAUAUGUAUUCUAUAAAUUGCUUACCAUCACUUCUUGGAUACUCAGUAUUUCGUUGAUCACUCUACUAAGUGUCAGAAUUUCUGUAAUUCUACUGAUACUUCUUUGGAUCUGUGGCUUCACUUGGACUUUGAAACAGCAUACAACAUUUUGCAAGUCUAAGAAGAUGGAAUAUCUGUACAGAACUGUAGUUGGAAUCAUUCUGUUUUUUUCAUUUUUUAACAUAAAGGGGAGAAGAACAAAAGUUUGCAUUUCUAUUUAUUAUGCUACUCACACUGUAGUGACUCUAGGUAUUUUGUUUGUAUAUAUGUUCUGGAAACCUUCCAUUUUCAAGGAAAUAUGUUUUAUAAUUGUAAGCAUCUUAACUAUUUCGAGUCUGGUGUUAGGUAUUAUUUUUCUUGUUAUUUAUUACAGCCAUUUUCAUCCCACUACUUAUUGCACACCUCAGGCAUGUUCAGAUGAAGUUGAUGGAGUGGCAGGGCAAAAAGAUAGAAUGAAAGCUGGCAGAUUUCUGAAUUUCUUAAUGCAAUGA
Molecule: messenger RNA, 1197 nt
Organism: Catharus ustulatus (Swainson's thrush)
Lineage: Eukaryota; Metazoa; Chordata; Aves; Passeriformes; Turdidae
Gene: XKR9
Product: XK related 9
Exons: 3
Coding region: 31-1197 (388 amino acids)
Biological process (GO): engulfment of apoptotic cell; phosphatidylserine exposure on apoptotic cell surface; apoptotic process involved in development
Cellular component (GO): plasma membrane
Source: RefSeq, a predicted model, not a curated record